Messenger RNA from Cheilinus undulatus (humphead wrasse), 5113 nucleotides. It is a transcript of the gene adgra3, whose product is annotated as adhesion G protein-coupled receptor A3. Gene Ontology annotation, cellular component: plasma membrane; external side of plasma membrane. The record is from RefSeq and is a predicted model, not a curated record. Gene Ontology annotation, biological process: G protein-coupled receptor signaling pathway; cell surface receptor signaling pathway. The coding region runs from base 777 to 4829 and encodes 1350 amino acids. The transcript has 19 exons. Gene Ontology annotation, molecular function: G protein-coupled receptor activity; protein binding. NCBI's taxonomy places the organism in Eukaryota, Metazoa, Chordata, Actinopteri, Labriformes, Labridae.
CAGGACCAUGGGAAGAGGACUUCCCAAUGGAUUGAGAGCUGACUUUGAAUACUUUCUAAAGCCAAAGUGGAGCUGAAAUAAAACAGUGUUUAUUUUUAAGCGACGUAGAGCUUUUAGCGGCGUUUUUUUCGCGCGUUUGUUGCGCAGUUUUUGCCGAAAAUACGUAGUUGUAACGCUUUUGUGUUUCUUUUCUGAGUAAUUUCCUGUCGGUGCCUGGGAAAGAAGAUAGGGGGAAAGUUUCCUCUGUCUCGUUUGGUCUUCAACACAGUCCAAAGUACAGGGGAAUUGAAGUGGGGUGUUUUUAAGAAAGCCUGGCUGCUUCUUUUGAAGUCAUUUUGGAUAAAAAUGGGAUUACUGCAGCCACCUCCCGUGGAAAAGACAACACAGUGAAUUGGUCCCACGCUAUGAGCAACAAAGGGAACCGCUCAACAACUGGACAAGUUAUUUACCAAGCAGCGAGCAUACGCAGCGUUUAAAACAGUGGAGUGUUGCAACUGAAGGGAAUAAUCACCAAACCAGCAUGGAAAGGGAAUUAUAAACGAGUGGUUUCCAAACAAAGGAGUCCCAUUUCUGUCUGACCGAGCUGGGGCAAAGCCUUGCGAGAAAUGGAGGAGGAAGGCUCACUUGAGCCAAACAAGAUGCUGGAAAAUAUCUCCAACCGGGUCUGGAUUUAGGAUAUCUAUCUGAGUAGAGCUCCCAAGCUAGCAGCCCGUGUUUAGUAUCAAAACAUUAAUUUCUCUGCCAAUGCUGCAGCGGUUCCGUGGUCGUGUGUGAAAAUGAGGGUGGAUCUGUUGCAGUUGUUUGUGGUUUUGCUGCUCUGUGGCGGCGCUGGCUCGGCGGUAUCAUCUGAUUGCAAUGAACGCUCGAAAAGCGGUGGGAAAAGCCCGCAGUCCGACAGGAAGGUGGUGUGCAGCAACAUGGAGCUCCAUCAGGUGUUACCCCCAGACUCCAUCCCUAACAGGACGGUCACACUGAUUUUGAACAACAAUAAGAUUCAAGAACUCAGAAAUGGAUCCUUCUUUGGCUUAUCAGCUUUGGAAAAAUUGGACCUGCGGAGUAACAUGAUCAGUCGAAUUGAACCAGAUGCUUUCCUCGGAUUGCCAGCACUCAAAAGACUAGACUUGUCCAACAACAGCAUCGGCUGCCUUAAUGUCGACAUAUUUAAGGGCCUCACAAGUCUGACUAGACUAAACCUUUCAGGAAACAUGUUCUCUUCUCUGGCUCAGGGGACCUUUGACAGCUUGGUGUCACUGAAGUCUUUGGAGUUUCAGACGCCUUACCUGCUGUGUGACUGCAACCUCCUGUGGCUUCUGCGUUGGAUCAAAGAGAGGAACAUCACUGUGAAAAACACCAAGUGCUCCUACCCACAGUCUCUCCAGGGGCAGUUCAUUACCUCCCUCAGACCGGAGCUCCUCACCUGCGAUGCUCCCCUGGAGCUGCCCUCCUUCCAGCUGACUCCGUCCCAUCGUCAGGUGGUCUUCCAGGGGGACAGCCUGCCCUUCCAGUGUCAGGCUUCCUUUGUAGCGGAGGACAUGCAGGUGCUGUGGUACCAGAAUGGUCGAAUGGUCAAGACUGACGCCGCACAGGGCAUCUUCAUCGAGAAACGAAUGGUGCAGAACUGCUCUCUGAUUGCAAGUGCGUUGACCAUCUCAAACAUUCAGCCUGGUUUCACUGGGAACUGGGAGUGCAGAGUCUGGACAAGCAGAGGCAACACUACCAGGACUGUCCAUAUUGUGGUGCUGGAGAGUUCUGCUAAGUAUUGUGCUCCUGAACGUGUCUCUAACAACAAAGGAGAGUUCAAGUGGCCUCGUACCCUGGCAGGGAUCAGAGCCUAUCUCCCUUGCAACAGGCUGACAUCCAGCGCAGGCUCCUACUCGAGCAGCUCAGGUGAUGAGCAACGGGCAUGGCGUUACUGUGACCGCAACGGUCUGUGGGCGGAGGAGGAUUACUCCCGCUGCCAGUUCCAGAAAGACGUCACAAGAUUUUUAUACGUCAUUAACCAGAUGCCUCUGAACGAGAGCAAUGUGGUUGCUCGGGCUCGACGUCUGUUGGUCUGCACGAUUGACGCUGCCAACUUCUCUGACAAGAUGGACAUCAUCUUCGUGGCUGAGAUGAUCGAGAAGAUUGGGAAGUUUGUGGAGAAGUUCAAAGAUCUGGGUGAAGUGAUGGUGAGCAUGGCCAGUAACUUGAUGCUGGCUGAUGAGCGCGUGCUCUGGAUGGCUCAGCGUGAAGCCAUGGCCUGCUCCCGUAUUGUCACCUGCCUUCAGAAGAUAGCGGGCUACCGUCUGGCCACCGCUCAGGCCUUCUUCUUGACUUCCCCCAACAUUGCACUUGAGGCUCACGCUGUCAGAGCCAAUGACUGGAACGGCAUGACCUGCAUGUUGUUCCAGAGGCCAAGCCCCGAGCGCACGCCCGGACAGGAUCGCCAACUCACCUUCAAAUGCAACACAACCAGCUCCUUUUCCAGCAUCCUGCACAAAAGCACGGUAGUAGAGGCUUCCCUGCAGCUUCCUCAGUCUCUUUUUACUCAGGCUGCAGUCUCUGGGCAGGCAGACGACACGGUCUACAAGCUCCAUCUACUGGGCUUCCGUAAUGGCAAGUUUUUCCCCUCCACUGGCAACUCCUCCCAGCUGGCUGAUGGAGGGAAGAGGAGGAGUGUGGCCACUCCUGUCAUCAUGGCCAAGAUAGAGGGCAUGUCCCUUCGUGUCCUGAAGACACCUGUUAACAUCACCUUGCGGCGCUUUGCCCGUGGCUCUGAUGCCAUAUCUGCCUCCUGGAACUUCAGCCUGGUGGGCGGCCACGGAGGCUGGCAGAGUGAUGGCUGCCGCAUCUUGGACCACCAUGACAACUUCACCACCAUAUCCUGCAACUCUCUUGGCAACUAUGGCCUGCUUAUGGACCUCAGCAGUGUGGAGUAUUUUUCUCCAAGCAUACAGCCCCUUCACCCAGUCAUCUAUGCCACGGCUAUUAUUCUACUGCUGUGUCUGCUCACUGUGAUUAUCAGUUACAUCUGCCAUCACAGGUCUGUACGUGUGAGCCGCAAAUUUUGGCACAUGUUGGUCAACCUCUGCUUCCACAUCUCCCUCACCUGUGGUGUCUUUGUGGGUGGCAUAAAUCAGACAAGACAUGCAAGCGUCUGCCAAGCAGUGGGCAUCCUGCUGCACUAUUCCACUCUGGCUACGGCCCUGUGGGUGGGCGUGACCGCACGCAACAUUUACAAACAGGUGACACGAAAAGCCAAGUGCUAUGAGGAGCUGGAUGAACCUCCGCCUCCACCAAGGCCGAUGCUGAGGUUCUACUUAAUCGGCGGAGGGAUACCUAUCAUUGUGUGCGGGAUCACUGCAGCAGCUAACAUCAAAAACUACGGCAGCAGGACCAGUGCACCAUACUGCUGGAUGGCCUGGGAGCCCAGUAUCGGAGCUUUUUACGGCCCAGUUGGAUUCAUCAUCUUUGUGGACUGCAUGUACUUCCUCAGCAUCCUGCUCCAGCUUCGUCGCCACCCUGAACGACGCUAUGAGCUGAAAGAGCCGACAGAGGAGCAGCAGCACCUCGCUUCAGCCCACUCAGAACCUUUACCUGACUCCCAUCCCCUCACUCUCCACCUCCAGCCUCAUGAUGCCGCCUCCUCCAUCGUGUCUGCUCCCCACACCGUGCCUCUGUCCGCCCUGGAGAAUGAGCACACCUUUGCUGCUCAGCUGAUUGGUGCAGCAGGGGCUUUGGGCUUGUACGCCGCCCUGUGGGUGUUCGGGGCCAUGGCUGUAUCCCAGGACCACCCGUUUGAUUUAGCCUUCACCUGUCUGUUUGGGGUAGCGGCGCUGGCUUUGGGGGCGUUCAUGGUGGCUCAUCACUGUGUGAACAGGCAGGAUAUGAAACGUUUUUGGUCCCAGGCUUGUUGUUCAGGCAGACGGGCGUACUCGGCACAGGAGGAUGUGCUUCUUCCACAGCCUGGCGUGGUGGUGACAUCUGCUGGAGGAUCAGCAGACAAGCCUGAUGGUGAGUCGACAAAGUGCGGCCUCAGCAGUGCGGACUCUUCCUACACGAAUAAGAGUGCACCAAGCAUGCGCAACUCCGCCCAUGGCAGCAAACUGACUAAUCUGCACGCAGAGGCGGCACAGUGUAAGCCUGCCUCAGCACCUGUUACAGCGAAUGGCUCCGCCAUUCUAGACAACAGCCUGACUGAACAUUCAGUAGACACUGAAAUCAAAAUGCACGUAGCGCCGGUUGAGGUUCAGUUCCGCCCGAUGAGCAACAUCACCAAUCCUUCAGCCUCAACAAACGGACACACAAGCAGGCAUCACAAAAACAGAGCACGAGCGCACAGAGCGAGCCGCCUUACAGUGCUGCGAGAGUACGCCUACGACGUUCCUACAAGCGUGGAGGGAAGCGUGCAGAGUGCCCCUCAAAGGCGGCAUCAUCACUACGACAUCGCCGCAAGGAACAGCCGGCGAGCGGCCUACAUGGCCUACAGGGAGCGGCAUCAGAGCCAGAUGCAGCAGGACAGCAGCGACAGCGCCAGCCUGCCGCGCCGCUCCCGAUACGCAGAUAAAGGAGGCGGAAGCAGAGGCAGCACCCUGGGGAAUGGGUCAGUGGUGACAGUAGAGACAGAGCAAGAGGUGUCGGCUGCAGCAUCCAGCUCGAGUAAAGAGCCUGCUCCUGUAAAGCAGCCUGGAAGCACAGAACUUGAAAGUCAACCCAAGUCUUACGGGCUCAAUUUGGUAUCUCAGAAUGGUGGCACGCUUAAAGAAAACGGACAGACUGUGCCUUUAAUCAGCACUGAGAACACAGCGAGCAUAAAGACCGGCCUGUGGAAACAUGAAACUACUGUGUAGCGACAGUUUCCGUCCCAAAGACUGCACCUGCUUUUAAACUGUGAAGUAAAUUUUUUUGUUUUGAGUGUACAAUUUCAGUACCAUAAAACCCUUACUGCCACUGAACUGUCUUUGUAGAUUUCUCUGUAAAUGGUCUAUUUUUAUAACUUUUAAUCCAAACCUUUUUAUUCCAUUUAUCUGUACAAAAACUGCAUGGACUGAGCUGUGGCCCUGUGAAUACAAACCCUAACCCUGUGGGGUGUUUUUUCCAUUUUCUAGUUUGUCCUGACAAUAAUAAAACAAAA